UGUUGGCCCCGCGUGCCCGGAAGGGGCGGGGCGGCGGUGGCUGGUGGUGGACGGGCCGGUGCGCGGUUUCUCCUCAGCGGCGGCGUCCGCUCCCGCCUCGGCCCCCAGUGCGGUCCCGCGGCGCUGCCGCCGACAUGUCGCCUGCUAUUGCGGCCAAGGAGGGCGGCCGGCAACGCCGGGCCGGGAGCCACCACCACUACCUGGACGUGAGGAGUGAGGCGCCGCCUGGCCUGGUGCUCUGUGGGGAUGGACUGCCGGGUGGCGAGGCUGAGGCGCUGCUGUUGCCUCCGCCGCCGCCGCCGCCGGAGGCAAGCUCCCGGGGGGCGCGGGGGUGCCGGGCGGAGCUGGGCAGUAUCCUGCUGCUGUUGGUGCUGUACGUGCUGCAGGGUAUCCCGCUGGGACUGGCGGGCAGCGUCCCCCUCAUCCUGCAGAGCAAGAGCGCCAGCUACACCGACCAGGCCUUCUUCAGCUUCGUCUUCUGGCCCUUCAGCCUCAAGCUGCUCUGGGCCCCUUUGGUGGACGCCGUCUACCUGCGGAGCUUCGGCCGCCGCAAGUCGUGGCUGGUGCCCACGCAGUACAUCCUGGGGCUCUUCAUGAUCUACAUGUCCACCCAGGUGGACCUGCUGCUGGGCGACGGGGAGGGCCGGGGCCCCAACGUGGUGGCCCUCACUGGGACUUUCUUCUUCUUCGAGUUCCUGGCAGCGACUCAGGACAUUGCAGUGGACGGUUGGGCCCUGACCAUGUUGUCCAGGGAGAAUGUGGGCUACGCCUCCACCUGCAACUCCGUGGGCCAGACGGCUGGCUACUUCCUGGGCAACGUCCUCUUCCUGGCCCUGGAGUCGGCCUCCUUCUGCAACAAGUACCUGCGGUUCCAGCCCCAGCCCCAGGGGAUUGUUACCCUCUCAGAUUUCCUGUUUUUCUGGGGAACUGUCUUUUUAAUUACCACUACACUGGUUGCCCUUUUGAAAAAGGAAAACAAGGAACUAACACCAACAAAAGAAGAAACAAAAGGCAUCACUGAUACAUACAGGCUGCUAUUCUCAAUAAUCAAGAUGCCAGCAGUUCUUACUUUCUGUCUCUUGAUUCUCACAGCAAAAGUUGGAUUUUCAGCGGCAGAUGCUGUAACAGGACUCAAAUUAGUGGAAGAGGGAGUCCCGAAAGAGCACUUAGCUCUGCUAGCGGUUCCAAUGGUUCCUUUACAGAUAAUAUUGCCUCUGAUUAUCAGCAAAUACACAGCAGGCCCCCAGCCGCUGAACACAUUUUACAAAGCUAUGCCUUUCAGAUUACUGCUUGGUCUGGAAUUUGCUUUUUUGGUAUGGUGGACUCCUAAAGUAAAACAUGAAGGAGGAUUUCCUGUUUACUACUAUGUUGUAGUAUUGUUGAGUUAUGCUUUACAUCAGAUUACGCUGUAUAGCAUGUAUGUUGCAGUAAUGGCUUUCAACGCCAAAGUCAGCGAUCCACUGAUUGGAGGAACCUACAUGACACUCCUAAAUACUGUGUCGAAUCUGGGAGGGAACUGGCCUUCCACUGUUGCACUCUGGCUUGUGGACCCACUUACGGUGAAAGAGUGUGCAGGGGCCCAGGAACAGACCUGCGGAACUACAGUUGCUGCAGAACUCUGCACAAAAGCUGGUGGUUCCUGUGUUACUACCUUGGACGGUUACUACGUGGAAUCUGUCAUCUGUGUCAUUCUGGGGUUUGGUUGGUGGUUCCUACUUGGGCCAAAAUUUAAAAGGCUGCAGGAUGAAGGACAGUCUUCGUGGAAGUGCAAGAGGACCAACUGAUGCAGUUUAAAUAUUGGAUGGACUAGCAAGGUCAUUUUAGUUUUAUUACAAAGACAUAUCCCAUAAUUAAUAAACAGGAAUAUAGGUAUUUUUAAAUGCCACAUCACUGAAAAAAGGGGUGGCUGAGACCGUGGUAUGUUUGUAUGUGAUACCACUUGCCCUCCCAAUGUUAAAAUGUAAGUUCAGAAAGUAACUGUUAAAAAAAUGGCACCUAUGUACUACAUACAUAUCCCUGAGCUCUAGCUUCAGAGUCACGGCCGCUGGUAUAACCAGCGUUUGAAUUUCCAUAUAGUAACUAUGGAAAAGCUAAUGUGCCAUGUCUGUCUAAACAGCAGCAUUGUCAGCUAAGUUCCAGCUCUUUAUUUUCAAACAGAAAUGAUCUGACACAGGGAGUUGACCCGGGGAAGGAUGUCAAAGGCAUUUUGACUUGUAGGUUAAGCGUGUUCUACUAUGGAAUUCCUUGUGGGAAGAUAAAUGUAAAAUGUCUGUGGGCUUUGUUUCUUCUCACUUUCUGAACUGUAACCACAUCUCAAAGGAUGGAACAUUUCAGAGAUUCUUUUAAAUGUAUUUUCUGGCUUUUAUAAGCUUUAAAGAUUUAUAAGAAAAUAUUUUUAUAAACAAAUUACAUUUGUUUAAUUUAUUUCUGCUGUUUCAAAGCAUUUUGAUUUACGUUCAAGGUACUUUCUUGACAAAAAAAUUGUUGUAAGGUAGGACUUAAGAGUAACGCACAAUACUCUAGGCCUUGAGUCCUGAAGAUAUAAAUUGGACAGAGCAGCAGUUAGCACACAAAGGCAGGCUCCCAAGGCCGGGGGCACGCAGGCCUUUGGAAGGCAAUUGUUAUUUUGAGGGAAUGAAUUGAUAGUGUUGUUUCCUCUAUGUCACUGAAAUGUCUGAACAUUCAGAGUCAAUAUCAGUGGAAAAAACCAUGAUUAUUCCCAGCUAGGGGUAAGAAAAGAUGAUCAGUGCCUUUGGAAGUGAUUUGGUGAUGACAAACUUGCCAAAUUCCCAGUGAGUUGGUGUACAACUUGCUGUCACAUUUAUCAAACAAGCUAAAUCCUGUGGUAGAGCUGCUACAGAAACUUAUUCCUGAUGCUGUGUAGUGGAAACAUUCCCGUUGCAUUUGUCAAAAAUGAAUUCCUUCCUGAGUGCCUUAGUGGUGUACAGCAAGCAUACUGUACGCCAAGAGAGAGGGCACCUGGAUAAUGUUGGAUGUAUAUGGUACAUCGUUAUUAAAAAAAAAAAACUAUUAAAAAUACCUUUGAAAGGUACAUGAUUUUCUUUUCCAUUCUGUGUUUUUUGCCUUGUCAAUAUUAGAAGUAUUGCCUCCUGAGCUUUGUGUUCCAGACUCCCAAAACGGGUUGUGGAUCUUUUGUUGCUGUAUGUUUUAAGAAAAAAGUAAAUCAAUACCAACUUUUGACUGACUGGAAGGGACAUGGGUGUGUACAAAGUGUCUACAUGACAUGAGGAGUAAGAAGGUGUCCAGAAGAGGACAGUGUGACCAAGUGCUUCCUCUGUCUCUUCCCCUCUCCCUUCUCAGGGGGAUGCCCUUGGCAGUCAGUGGAAAGCCAAAUCCUGAGCUGUAGAUUUCCUCCAGCUGUGAGCUGUGGUCCAGCCACACCACGUUCUUGCCGUUUGUUUCAAGUACAGCAAAAUCAAUCAAGCUAAAUAAAAGCACAUUGUUUUUACUCCCUAAACUAGAAGUUUUCCAAUUUCACCUCUGCAUAAGCACAAAGAAUGCAAGAAUAUUUCAGAGAUUUGUAGUCAAAGGUGGAUGCGUCUGUCAGUCCUAGCCAGAUCAUCUCCACUGGAUUAACUGCGUAUGAGGCACUUCGGUUCUGUGUCUUUACUGGAACAAUGGGCCACUUGCUUUAAUCGCAUCUUGUCCAUACCUGGAGAUUCUCGUUUGUUUGUUUUUUAGUUUUUCUGAGUUUGAGGAAAAACUUCUCAUCUGCAGAAUGUGGGAAAUCAAAUUCAUAGAUGUUUUAGGGUAUGCUUUUACUUUGCAAUUUUGUUUCACUAUUUCUGAAGGUGCCGGUGAAACUUGUUAUUAAUAACAAUGGGUUGAGAAUUGCUUAUCAGUACAUUUGAUGAACUCGGCAAAAUCAAAAUUGAACACACACUCCAAAUCAGUAGUACUAUAUAUGAUGGGACCUAAAUCAAGUAACUGUUUCCUCUCUCCCACUGGAGAAACAACUGAUGGAAUAGGUUUUUUAAUCUAUGUUGCUAUUUUGUAACACAAGUCAGAAAUGUUACUGCUAUACCAGCUGAUUAGCUAAAAAGAAUCAGUAAACUUUUGGUCUUGCUACUUUUUUUCUCCUAACGAAUUUUAAAGUGAAAUAAUUUAAUUUCUUUUGAAAUAUUAAAAUUAUUGUAGAAUUAAACAUCUUUAACAUUAAAAAAAAAAAAAAAAAAAACUUUUCAAAAGACAAGAAAGAAGCAGCCCAACCUCUUCCUUGAGAGUCUGUCAUUGAAACGGGAGCUGGAGGAGUGACACCAGGAGCUGCUAUAGAUCCCUGAGUUACUGCGGGGCUGUGUGGUCCUGUGUGACCCGAGAGGGCCCGGGGGGAGUCAGAUGUGUGUUCUCUCUAGCAAAAGGGAAAUGGCAGAAAUUAGAUUUUUGUAGGUAAAGGGUUUGUCCUGAUUUAAAUUCCUGAUCAGGCUCAUUGUGAAGUGAGACAGGUCCCAGGGGAGAGGGUGGAGCGAAGGGCCGGUGCAGCAGGGCAUGGGAGGAGAGGGAGAAAACAGCUUUCCCCUUCUUCAGUGCCCGAUACACAGGGCUGCGUCAUUGUGGGGACUUGCCAUGCAGGAAAGUCAUCAGCACCUGCGCUCCCCAGUGUAAUUUGUUGUUUCACAAGACUUCCUUAAGAGGCAAAUACUGGUGCUCCAAAAUUCAAUUCUGUAAUUCUAGUGCCCAGAAAGAGCAUGGGUAAGGCAAAGUUUAAGGUUUGACAAGCUGUGCAAAAUAGGAUUGUGCACCUGCUGCUGCUGCGCCCUGCUCCUGCGGCCCCGCCAGGAAUCAGCUGAGGAUCAGACCCGCCAGUCCUGGUGAACUUCAGUGCUGUCAGUGCGCUACCCAUUGCAACAAUCAGCAGUUCUUGGUUUAAAAUACCAACUCCACAUUUCAUCUUUGUUACAGGCACUGGUGCCGAUUGUCAAAGGUUCUUCUUUUUCUGUAAAGUUGUUGUGUUUCAUUAUCUUCUGGCUGUUCUCAGUGUAGUUCCACGUGAUAAAUGCUGUUCGACACUGGCUGGUAAAAGAGGGUGUUCAGAUCAUUUUUGAUCUGAUAAAAUGGGAAGGAGAGUUCUGUCACUAAGCACUGUAGAGUCCACUGUGGGAAAGCAGAGCAUAUCCCUGCAGCAGGGAACGGAGCAGACGGGCUUUUGCAGGCAGGAAUAUUGUCUGACUCUUGCCCCCACCAGGAGACAAUGCUAUUUGUUUAGCAUUUUACCCAACAUCCAAUUCGUAGCAGUCAGCUGUACGCCUCCAAAUUGUUGUUUGGAUACAAGUUAUGUUUUUCCAAGAGUUUGCACUAUCUCUAUAUUUAUUACUUAACCUUAAAAUGUUCACAUUUUGUAAAUAAAGUAAAAUUAACAACUGUACUGCUUUUUUUGAAAAAAAUUACAGGGGUGAUAUUUACUUGUCCAACUUACCUCAUAGCCAGUAAUUUAAGAAUUGUUUUAGUUUGAACCUUACAUAAAAAGUUUUGAUUCAAGUAUGAAUUUUGCUGCCUUCGAUUAUAAACUCCCAACUAAAUCUGUGCUUUUCCUGAAAUCCUGAGUUGUGACCGUUACCAGUAUCGUUUCAUGUAUUGGCUGUUUAUGUAAAAACCUAGAAUUGGGCUGUAAUGGAAACGGGAGACUUGUGUAAACAUAAAUCCAGUUUUAUGUCAUUGUCUGAUUAUUUUCUUAGAGCGUAUGUAUUUCUGUAAAGACCAUAUAGGUGCAUUGCACAGACGGGCAUUUGAUUCACCUGAGGGAAACAGUUGACUUGAGCCAUUUGGUAAUGAAUUACAAAUAUUUGUUAGUUUUGAACUAAGGGAAAAGAAUAAACAACAAUGAUGAAUACA
This is a messenger RNA of Chroicocephalus ridibundus (black-headed gull), 5850 nucleotides long. It is a transcript of the gene SLC33A1, whose product is annotated as solute carrier family 33 member 1. Gene Ontology annotation, cellular component: membrane. The record is from RefSeq and is a predicted model, not a curated record. The transcript has 6 exons. Gene Ontology annotation, molecular function: acetyl-CoA transmembrane transporter activity. NCBI's taxonomy places the organism in Eukaryota, Metazoa, Chordata, Aves, Charadriiformes, Laridae. The coding region runs from base 135 to 1784 and encodes 549 amino acids.